Messenger RNA from Malania oleifera, 2300 nucleotides. RefSeq names its product omega-3 fatty acid desaturase, chloroplastic-like. Gene Ontology annotation, biological process: lipid metabolic process. The record is from RefSeq and is a predicted model, not a curated record. The transcript is spliced from 8 exons. Gene Ontology annotation, molecular function: oxidoreductase activity, acting on paired donors, with oxidation of a pair of donors resulting in the reduction of molecular oxygen to two molecules of water. NCBI's taxonomy places the organism in Eukaryota, Viridiplantae, Streptophyta, Magnoliopsida, Santalales, Ximeniaceae. The coding region runs from base 625 to 1974 and encodes 449 amino acids.
GGCUUUGAAGUUUGAAGCAUGUGAUUCAUAUUUCCACACGCCCCCGACGCCCUAAGUGCUCCCACCGGCCUUCCUCCCUCAAUUUUUCCAAGCCCCAUCGCUUUCUCUCUAUGUCACCAUUUAUUCAAAAUUCGAAGUGAACAAGUAACUGAUCAAAUAAAGCAGGCCCCGUGACACCAAAAAUGCCAAAGUCUUGAGAGGUCGUCUCCCCAAAAAAGAUGAAAAUAAAAGGGAAAAAAAAAGUAAGGCGUAGAAGACCUUUUAUAUAAGGUCCUCCGGGCUCCCAGAAAUUGAAGACUGAUCCUGACCUCUUCUAACUUCGCAAAGAGGUGGGGAGUGAUCGCAGGAUCAGGACGAAGAGUAGGAGAGAGAAGAGGAGAUAUUUCAUAUUUCAGAGAAAAGCUUGGGUUUCUUGUUAAAGGGGGUAGAAUUCAUCCCGGUGCUAAUUUCGUAUUAUACUGUUUUUUAGUACUCCUUUAUGCGACAUCUAUAGAUCGCUUUCGCUCUUUGUUCUUUUCCUCUCUCUCUCUCUACAUUUGAUUCUUUCUUUCUUUCUUUCUCUGUCUGCGGAGCCUUGAGAGACCCGGAGGUGGAAUCCGUCCGUUAGCUUCACUGGGGUCUCCAAUGGCGAACUUGGUCUUGUCGGAGUGCGGCAUCAGGCCUCUUCCUCGAAUCAACAUCCGACCCAGAACCGGAUUCGUGUGUAACAGCCACGCCGGCCGGGCAAAGAUUAGAUUUUCGCAACCAGAAAAGUGGGGAACGGAUCUGAAAAUUCCUUUCUCGAGUAGAGGGAGAGAGUGGGGGCUAAAGGUGAGUGCUCCUUUGAGGGUGGCGACGGUGGAUGGAGAUGAGAGAGGGGAGAGAAUCAGCGGCGUUAAUGGGCUCGGAGACGGCGCCGAUUUCAAUCCCGGGGCGCCGCCUCCGUUCAAGCUUGCCGACAUUCGGGCCGCCAUUCCCAAGCAUUGUUGGGUGAAGGACCCCUGGAAGUCCAUGAGCUAUGUUUUUAGGGACGUCGUUGCGGUUUUUGGGUUAGCGGCGGCGGCUGCUUAUCUGGACACUUGGUUUGUUUGGCCUCUUUAUUGGGCUGCUCAGGGCACCAUGUUCUGGGCUCUCUUUGUUCUCGGCCAUGAUUGCGGCCAUGGAAGUUUCUCAAACAAUCCCAAACUGAACAGUGUGGUUGGGCAUUUGCUGCAUUCUUCAAUUCUUGUGCCUUAUCAUGGAUGGAGAAUUAGUCAUAGGACUCAUCAUCAAAACCAUGGGCAUGUUGAGAAUGAUGAAUCUUGGCACCCACUACCUGAGAAAAUUUACAAGAAUUUGGAUAACAUUACCAAGAUUUUGCGGUUCACAGCACCUUUUCCUAUGCUUGCAUAUCCUGUCUAUCUGUGGGUUAGAAGUCCUGGAAAGACUGGUUCCCACUUCCACCCAAGCAGUGACUUGUUUGUUCCCGCUGAGAGGAAAGAUGUUAUCACUUCCACUGUCUGUUGGGCAGCCAUGGCUGCUUUGCUUGUGGGUUUGUGCUUUGUAAUGGGUCCUGUUCAAAUGCUUAAACUAUAUGGUGUUCCUUACUGGAUUUUUGUUAUGUGGCUGGAUUUUGUGACUUACAUGCACCACCAUGGCCAUGAAGACAAACUUCCUUGGUAUCGUGGCCAGGAAUGGAAUUAUUUAAGGGGAGGGCUCACUACUAUUGAUCGUGAUUACGGAUUAAUCAACAAUAUCCACCAUGAUAUUGGAACCCAUGUGAUACAUCAUCUCUUCCCCCAAAUCCCUCACUACCACUUGAUAGAAGCGACACAGGCAGCUAAACCAGUGCUCGGGAAGUAUUACCGGGAGCCAAAGAAGUCAGGAUUUCUGCCAUUUCAUCUAAUUGGGAGCUUGUUAAGAAGCUUGAAAAAAGAUCGUUAUGUCAGUGACGCUGGGGAUGUUGUGUACUACCAAACUGACCUGCAGCUUAACAAGUCUCCUGAAUCCAAAUGAAGUCUGGAGUCAUUGGCUUGAACAGAUGAAAUCUUUUUAUCCUGAAUCACCUCAAAUACCAAUCUGGCGAUCUGGUAUGUCAAUGGUGGGUAAUUGACACUUAGGUAUUGAAGUUUCGCACUGACAAAAUAGAUGCCUGUUAAAGAUGAUUGCAGCUGCUCCAUCGUCCCUCCCACGAUGAAAACAGAGAGAGGGCAGUUUGAUGUUUGUAGGCUAUAUCCAUACUUGUGCUGUAAUAGUGGAAAUUGUAUAUCUAUUCUUUCCAAAUAAUGAUUACCCCAAUUUUUCUUUAGAAUGAAAUUCCAAAGCAAUGGGAAUUGAAAGGA